ACAAUCAAGUGAAAUAGACAUCCUUAGACACACCUUUUAAGUCAUCUCUUUGCUUACUCAACCAAGCAGUCAUUUGAACUUCAUGCCAUUUCAUCUAAGCAUAGCAUCUCUUUGCUAAAUGGUAUGUUGCUUCAUUUGUUGUUUCUUUUCCUUUCUGUAAUCUUUUAUUUCCGUCACCCUCCUGGUCUUUCUCUGUCUGAACUUGUUCUCCCCUCUCGUCAUACUGACCAUGACCUCCCCUUGACUGGAGAUUGCAGAGUGCAGUGUAGCCCCAAUCGUAAUGGAGGACACUGAUCAUGAGCCUCCUUCUUCAUCAGACGAGCAGGACUCCUGCCCAGUCUCUCCUAAUCACAACAGGCACCCUGAUGCUGCCCAGCAUUCAAGCCAUUCAGACGACUCGGAAGUGGAGAACAUAAUGCAUGAGCCUCACCAUCACCACCAUCACCAUGGAGAUGGAGCUCAUGAUGCAGAUGGCGAGGCUGAGGGCCAAGAACACCCUCACACUCCGUCUUAUCUGCAACCCCCGGUGCCGGGUGUGGCCCACUCAGAUUCAGGUUCAGACCCCAGCUUGCCACAAAGCAAAAGUGUGGAGUUUGACUUGCCAUCACCUCUCGGCAUCCCCAGGCCGAAAAGUCCCUGGGCUCUUUUUGACCCGUACAACAAUAAUGAGGACCAGGAUAAGGAGUAUGUGGGUUUCGCAACACUGCCAAACCAGGUGCACCGUAAAUCGGUCAAGAAAGGAUUUGACUUCACACUCAUGGUGGCAGGCGAGUCUGGCCUGGGAAAGUCCACUCUGGUCAACAGCCUGUUUCUCACAGAUCUGUACAAAGAUAGAAAGCUGCUCAAUGCUGAAGAGCGAAUCACACAAACGGUAGAAAUCACCAAACACACAGUGGACAUAGAGGAGAAAGGCGUCAAACUGAAGCUCACCAUUGUGGACACCCCUGGGUUUGGGGAUGCUGUAAACAACACCGAAUGCUGGAAGUCGGUGGCGGACUACAUCGACCAGCAGUUUGAACAGUACUUCAGGGACGAGAGCGGCCUCAACCGCAAGAACAUCCAGGACAACCGCGUACACUGCUGCCUCUAUUUCAUUUCACCCUUCGGUCACGGCCUGCGGCCUCUGGAUGUGGAAUUCAUGAAGGCUCUGCAUGAGAAGGUCAACAUCGUCCCAAUCUUGGCCAAAGCUGACACACUCACCCCAAGUGAGGUCAAGAAAAAGAAAUUUAAGAUCAGAGAGGAGAUUGAGCAGUAUGGUAUCAAGAUAUAUCAAUUCCCUGACUGCGACUCUGAUGAGGAUGAGGAAUUCAAGCAGCAAGACCAUGAGCUGAAGGAAAGCAUUCCUUUUGCUGUAAUUGGCAGCAACACAGUGGUGGAGGCCAAAGGGAAGAGGGUGCGGGGCCGUCUCUAUCCGUGGGGCAUCGUAGAAGUGGAGAACUCGGCACACUGUGAUUUUGUGAAGCUGAGAAACAUGCUUGUUCGUACGCAUAUGCAAGACCUCAAGGAUGUGACCCGGGAGACCCACUAUGAGAACUACAGAGCCCAGUGUAUCCAGAGCAUGACCCGCAUGGUCGUCAAGGAACGCAACCGCAAUAAACUAACGAGAGAGAGCGGCACAGAUUUCCCCAUACCCAUGGUGUCUGGAGUGGCAGAGAGCGAGACAGAGAAGCUCAUCCGAGAGAAAGACGAGGAGUUGCGGCGGAUGCAGGAGAUGCUGCAGCGGAUCCAGGAUCACUUGAUCACUCAGAAGGAAGGCUAUUAACGCUGGUCCGGUCACGCUGUGUACAUAAAAUCAAACACCCAGGAGUUCUUUAUUCUUGAACAUUGGUGUCCCCAGGUGUCCACCCCACCACCACUCAGUCUCAUCAACAGCAUGCUACACAUGGACCCUGUGAGGAGGCGGUAAGAUGCUGUGACCUUUGCAUCUUAGCAACUUCCCAGAACCCUUUGAGGAAAAUGGCACCACUGCUGCAGAACACUUAGCCCUCCGCUCUCAACUCUGAAGGUCUAAAGUACGUUUGAAUGGAUCUAUGUCACAUAUCGGGACUUUAGUUUAGCCACAUGAUCACAUAGAUGUUUUGAGGUUGAUGAGGUUUACAUCAGCACAUACUGGUGACAUGCACAUAUUUUUAGCACACUUUUGUGACAUGUUCAUUUUUAUUUCCUCUAUAGGCCAACAUGCAUGUAUACUGUAUUUAAUUAUUUUGUAUCACUUUAUUUCAUCUUUUACUUGCUCCAGGUUUGCCACACUUCACGUCAUGUGGAUUAUAUGGAUGUAUACUUGGUUUCAUCUUUAUGUACAUUUUGUUUUGCAAGUGUCUGCAUGUUUUUUUAUUUAAUUUUUUUAUUGUAGCCACCUUUGGGGCCUGACUCCAUGUAAACUAGCAGUUCUGUUAAACGCUCCCUGGUUCUAACUCAAAUAAGAGUUGCUUACUGACAGUGAUGUUCAAGAAAAUGUUUUAAAAUGACAGAGAUACCCUUUGUGAUCGUAGAGUUGUUGGUUCGGGACUAAAGAUUGACCCAGACUGACACUAGAUGAUAGACAGAAGCAGGGUUGCAUCAUUGAACGGUGUAUUUAUUUUGCAUGCAUUUUAAACGGGAUCUCAGAUUCAAAUCACUUUGGUGACCACGAGGUUGUUAGACAUACACUUUUGGAGAAAAGGAUUAAAGGACAGUGUCUUUUUCUUUUUCUUCUAGUAUUUUGGUUGAUUCUACUUAUACACAUUCACUCCAAGAGAACUCCCAUGUCUAAUGAGGACUAAUUAAUGAGUAAAUAUGAUUUUUUUUUUCUACAUCUAUUUUUGUGUGACAGAGAAUUUUUGGAGAGUAGAUGUCUUCUCUGACUUGUGUGGCUUUUGUUUAAAGAAAAGAUAAACAUUCCUCAAGCUUCCAUCAGGUAAUACUUCUGUUUCUUAAUUUUUUUUUUUAUAAUAAAUUUGACUUUUGUUAUUCUACAUUUUUAAGUAUAUUUAUGUAAUAAAAUUUUAAAUGAAAUGGUGAUGGAGAGGAAAAUGUGUACAAAUUCUAAUAUU
Messenger RNA from Cololabis saira (Pacific saury), 3032 nucleotides. RefSeq names its product septin 4b (gene septin4b). The coding region runs from base 281 to 1762 and encodes 493 amino acids. The transcript is spliced from 12 exons. Gene Ontology annotation, molecular function: molecular adaptor activity; GTPase activity; GTP binding. Gene Ontology annotation, biological process: regulation of exocytosis; cytoskeleton-dependent cytokinesis. NCBI's taxonomy places the organism in Eukaryota, Metazoa, Chordata, Actinopteri, Beloniformes, Belonidae. Gene Ontology annotation, cellular component: synaptic vesicle; microtubule cytoskeleton; septin complex. The record is from RefSeq and is a predicted model, not a curated record.